GACCACUAUAAUUAUACAUUGACAGUGAUAUAUUUUACGAUUUUUGAUAUGGCAAAUCAUUCACGUACAAGUUAUUUUGUAUCGAAUGUGGGUAGUUAUUCCGAUUGCAUCUAUAAAAUAUCUUAAAAACAAGAAAUAUUACCAGAUAAUGUUACUUAAAUAAUAGUUCCGUACACAAAAAAAACAAAUAUCCAACAAAUUAUUAUGAGUUUGAUGCAUGUUUCUUCAUUUCAUACUGUCAAAACAUAACAAUAUACAAUACAUGAAUGACACCUGCAAGGCUGCGGUUCACAGUUUAACAACAAUUGGAACACUUCAGCCAUGGCCGAGUUGUAACGGUUGUAUAUAAGAGGUCUUUCUCGAAGCUUGCCGAAGAUGGUCAAGUUUUAAGCUUGGUACAAUUGUUGUCUGUGUCGGUCAAGUUUCGUUUUGUUGGAAAGAUGUUUUUGGCCAGAAUCAACGCCCUUGCAGAAAAAAGCCAACCAAAACUACCUUCAGACAAACACGGCUGAAAUUGAGCUGAAUUUGUGCUAUAUGCAGUUUAUCGAUCAAUACAUAGGUAAUGGAGUGUUUGCUAGGCAAGAGCUCUUGAAGGGGCAGUUUAUUCUCGAGUACAGAGGAGAACUAUGUAAACAGCAGUCUGAUGGUGAUGAAAUGUUCAAAUACCAUUUCAGACAUAACAACAAGGAAUACUGCAUCGAUGCCUCAAAAGACACGUGUCUGGCACGCAUGGUCAACGACUUGGACCGAUACACAAAGCCUAAUUGCAAAAUGGUUAAAGUUGUUGAUGACAGACAUCAACCAAGACUCUGUCUGUAUGCAACUGAAAUGAUCAGCAAAGACACUGAAUUGAGGUACGAUUAUGGUGUUGCUGAUGUACCUUGGAGAAAGCGAAAGAUGCUGUUAAAGAUGGUCAUACAGCUGCAGAUACUACAGAGGUCACAGAAACAUCUGAAGAUGCCCUCAGUGAAUCAGCAGAAGUCUUGGAACAUGCUUAUCAUGAUGCUGUAGGGAACAGUGGGACAGUUGCCCCAUCCACAGUUGUCUCUGAACAUGCUGAAGGGCCGCCUCAAGAUGCUGUUAAAGAUGGUCAUACAGCUGUAGAUACUACAGAGGUCACAGAAACAUCUGAAGAUGCCCUCAGUGAAUCAGCAGAAGUCUUGGAACAUGCUUAUCAUGAUGCUGUAGAAAUCAGAGGGAUAGUUUACCAUCCACAGUUGUCUCUGAACAUGCUGAAGGGCCGCCUCAAGCAAUGUUCAAGAUUUGACCCAGGAGCAGCUACAGGAUAUGGUUGAUCAGAGUGAGAGGCAUCUGCGGAAAAUAUUUGGAGGAUAUAUUCUCUGCGAGAGACAUAUUGCAUUCAAGCAGGAAGGAAGAAGCAAAAAUGCUGUUAAGACGAUUAUACAGUUGCAGAAACAACAGAGAUCUCGGAACCAUCUCAAGAUGCUCUUGGUGCAUCAACAGAAGAUCAGAAGUGGACCAUGCUUAUCUUGAUGCCACAGGGAACAAUGGUACAGUUGCCCCAUCCACUGUCAUCUCUGAACAUGCUGAAGGGCUGCCUGAAGCCAGGAACUUUCAGCGUUUAACAGAGGAGCAAGGCCAACUCCUAAGAAAAUGUCGAAGUGUUCAACAUUACUAUGAGACGGGAACUGAAGAUGAUAGACUGUAUUAAUUCAAUCAAAAGCCACAAGUGUUUGAAUUCUCUGAAGUGGAAUUAAAUAAAAAGCACAUUACACAGUUGGAUAACGACAGAUUGCACACUGAAACAAUAAUAAGUGUUCAAAGUGCUAGUACAUUUUGUACAUAGUGUCAAGGUGUCCAAGCAUGUCUCUGUAAGCCAAUGGUUCACUGCAUAUGAGGUUAUUUUAUAUCUUACAGUGGAUUGCAGCAAAAGGCCAGAGGAAAAUAUGUUUUGAUACUCAUCCGUAUUUUGAAGAAGAAAAAUGGGGCUGAAUGGCAUGUUUAUUUUUUUUUAUUUGACGGGCGGGCUGGGAUGAGAAUCUAAAAUAUUUUUUCUCUGGCUUAAGGCUUUAUUCUUAGUAUGUAUCUAUUAUGUCAUCAUGAUGAAGUCAUCGUUACUAUUCUACAUUGUUAAAAAUUAGAUUCAAUCAUUUUUAGAUUUCCGGAGGUUUUGAAGAGCAUAUUUUUAACAGCCAAUGGGAUCAUAAGCACAUUUCGAGUGUUACAUGACCCAGCCUUUUUAUCAAAAGUUGCUCAGAGUUCAUUUUUGUGUGUCAGAGUAAUAGGCCUUGGAAACUUCAAAAUGGCUGAAAAGGCUUGUCCAAGCACUUUAUUUUCGCUUGCACUGUUUAUCAUCUAGGUUAAUAAAUAUAAUUUCAGUUGAUUUGCAGAAAGUUUACCAGGAUAAGAAUUUGUCGAUUGUUUCUAUACAAUAAUAAUUUCAAUAAAUUAACUUUAUUUUCAAACAGUUUUGACACAAUGACCACAAUGAAUUUAUAUUUUGUCACAACUAAAACUGGGACCAAGGUCUACUGCAUUGUAAAUGAAAAAUAGAAUUUAACAAAAUGGGUUUGUCAUGUACAACACUGAUACAAUGUUCUCAGUAGUGGUGACAUUAUGUCAUAAUAAUUUUUGUCACAAAUAGAUUUUUAGAGUUGCCGAUUGUUUUAUUCAAACAGUAAUUUCUCAUUUGAAUUUUAUGGAGAAGUGUAUUUUAUACACAUUCACAGUUAAUGUGUAAUUUCAUGGUGUCAGUCAUUGGUUUGCAGUUCAUGUUACUUUGUAGUUUCUCACUUGUAUUUUGUGACAUAUUCUUGACAUGUAAAGAUGGCAAAUGUAUGUGAUGAAUGUGAGAGAUUAACAUUGUUCAUUGCACAAUGUAUUCACAUAUGUGCUUGUUAACCUCGUUCACUAUUUUAUUUCCCUCUGCAUGUAACCAAAAAUGACUUGUAUAUAAAAUGUCCAUGAUUUAUUUAAAAUUCCAUAAUCAUGGCAACUCGACUCAGUCUCUGCAAUAUUCAAGUGUAGAUCAAGGGGCAAUCCCCUGGCAUUAUUAAUUAUUAAAAUAUUUAAUUUUACUCGUUUUAAUCUUCGAAAAAAGGUGAGGGCUCGCUCCACGGCGCUUCUUGUUUGUUUGUUUUUAGAUUAUUUUUGCUCUGAAGCAAAAUGAUGACCCCCAAUUCUUUUGCUUAUAUUUUUUAAUGAAAUGUAUAAAAUACAUGUACUUCAACGUGAAAUAAAUUUGCCUUAAAAGGA
Messenger RNA from Mya arenaria, 3216 nucleotides. Its product is annotated as histone-lysine N-methyltransferase set-1-like. The record is from RefSeq and is a predicted model, not a curated record. Gene Ontology annotation, molecular function: protein binding. NCBI's taxonomy places the organism in Eukaryota, Metazoa, Mollusca, Bivalvia, Myida, Myidae. The transcript has 12 exons. Bases 535 to 1011 code for a protein of 158 amino acids.